Messenger RNA from Salvelinus namaycush (lake trout), 1461 nucleotides. RefSeq names its product interferon-induced protein 44-like. The record is from RefSeq and is a predicted model, not a curated record. Lineage: Eukaryota; Metazoa; Chordata; Actinopteri; Salmoniformes; Salmonidae. The transcript has 8 exons. The coding region runs from base 86 to 982 and encodes 298 amino acids.
AAAUAGGUGCUGGUGCAAUCCUUAUUUCAGAACUAUAUCAGAAUCUCAACCUCAGGAGGAACUAGUACCAACAAGAAAAGCAAACAUGGGUGGAGAAGAAUCAACGCCAGCACGGACACCAUCACCACCCCCACCAAAGAAGGAAUUUGACCAACAAUGGAGGAAAACAUGUUGGAGUAAAGAAGAGAGAGACCACAUGGUGGAUGAACUGAGGAACUUUAAACUGAGUGAUCCUGACGUGGGUCAGCUCAGAUGCCUGCUAUAUGGACCAGUCGGUGUAGGAAAGUCCAGCUUCAUCAACUCAGUCAACAAUGUCUUCCAAAAUCGGAUAACAAGUAGUGCCCUGGUAGCUUCUACCUCCGGCACAAGCUUCACCAUGACAUAUGACACACACUACAUUCAAGGCCGUUCAGGAGAAAAACGUCUUCCCUUUGCAUUCAAUGAUGUCAUGGGUCUGGAAACACAAAAAAAUGGGUUGCACCCUGAUGACAUCGUCAAUGCUCUGAAGGGCCAUCUACCAGAGGGCUAUGAGUUCAAUCCUUUCCACCCAUUAUCGGACCAAAAAAAGGAAUUCAUUCAGAAUCCCAGCUUAAGUGACAAAACUCACUGCCUGGUGAGUAUUGUGUCAGCGGACAAAAUCUCUAUCAUGUCAAAGGAUGUCAUAGACAAGAUGAAGAACAUCAGGGCAGAAGCCAGCAGACUGAAAAUCCCUCAAGUUGUUGUCAUGACCAUGCCAGACAAGGCGUGUGAGCUGGUGAACAAGGAUGUGAAGAGAAUCUACUACAGCAAGGCAAUCAAAGAGAAGAUGGAGCUCUGCAGUAAUGAGCUAGGCCUUCCCAUGAACUGCAUCCUGCCGGUGAAGAACUACCACGAGGAGGGGAUGCUGGAUAACGACAUGGAUAUCCUGAUACUCAACGCCAUGACUCUGAUUAUGAACUUCGCCAACGACUAUCUCUGGCAACUCCAACAACAUGCAAUUUAAAAAUAGAAUGAGUAUUAAGAGAUUAGUUAGUGAGCCCUGAAGUUUAAGAUUGGAAUGAAGUUCCUUAUUUCUAUAUUUUUUACAUUGUGGUCGUAUCAUUUCACUUCCAUGUAGAAGCCUAAAUAGGUUAUCUGCGGCUCCCGGAGAAAGGUAUUUUGAUUGAGUAUGCAUUUCGUGUGACAAGAAAAUCUUUAAAAUAAACUGAGCAUUGCUGUGCAUAUAUGCUACUUUUUAACAUUAACACCCAACAGUGUACAAUUGUGUUAGAUAAACUAGCAUCUUUCACUGAAUUCUUCAGAUGACUGAAACUGAUCUUAAACCAUACUUUGUUUUCCUGAUAUUGCUGUAAAAUUAAUAUGUGACAUUGUUGUAUCUUUUUUUUGUAGCUUUUCUGCUUAAGUUGACUUAAUUUCCAGGUAAAUUUUAAGUUAGCCAUUAUUUUUAUUUUAUUUAUGACAUCGCCAUCUUUCUCUCUAUAA